AUGGAAAAGGUCUUUGAGACACUUUGUUGCGAUACUAAUGGAUUGUCCACAAAAGCUGCAGAAGAAUGUCUAGCCAUCUUUGGACACAACAAAGAUGGCAAGUGGGUCAAGGAGGAUGCGUCGAUUCUGGUUCCAGGAGAUAUCAUUCGUGUAAUGGUUGUAGAUAUAAUUCUAGCAGAUUGUCGUUUGCUCGAAGGUGAUCCUUUGAAAAUUGAUCAGUCUGCUUUAACAGGAGAGUAUCACCCGGUAACUAAACGUUUUGGUGAUAACGUCUACCAUGGUUCUACCUGCAAGCAAGGAGAGAUUGAGGCUGUGGUUAUUGCCACUGGUGUUCACACUUUCUUUGGCAAUGUCAAUGUGAUGCGUCCCAACCAGAAUUUAGGCAUUGACCGCCGUUGGAUAUUUCUGUGUAUGGUUCAUUUAUGCGGUGAUGAAUGUGGAGUUGAUCAUCACAUAUCCGAUUCAGCAGCGUCUUUGUUUAAAAGUGUGGAGCCAGAUGAUGUUGUUCUUAUGGCAGCUCGAGCAUCGCGAGUUGAAAACCAAGAUGCAAUCGAUGUAGUCGUAUUUGGGAUGUUAGAAGAUCCCAAAGAAGCACGGGCUGGGAUUCAAGAGAUUCAUUUCCUUCCUUUCAACCGAAAAGAUAGGCGAACAGCUCUAACGUAUAUCGACAAUGAGGGUAAAAUGCAUCGGGUCAGCAAAGGUGCUCUAGAGCAGAUUCUGAAUCUUGUGCACAAUAAAUCUGAGAUCGAACGCAGAGUUCAUUCCGUGAUAGAUAAGUAUGCAAAAAGAGGCCUACGGUCACUUGCAAUGGCAUACCAGGUAACAAAACCACCAUUGCUUCACGGAUACGAGAUUGUGGAUCAUUUCCAAGCUAGGCAACACAUAUGCGGGAUGACCCGUGAUGGAGUAGACGAUGUUCCAGCUCUCAAAAGAGCAGAUAUAGGCAUAGUUGUUGCUGAUGAGACUGAUGCAGCACGUCGUGCUUCUGAUAUUCUUCUCAGUGUAAUCAUUAGUGUUAUCCUCACAAGUAGAGCUAUUUGCCAGAGAAUGAAGAACUGCACAAUAUACGCUUUCUCUAUCACCGUUCUCAUAGUGGCUGUACAACUUGAUCUUAGCACAACGAUGAUGGGAUACCAAGAACGUGAAGAUGAAGAUGACUUGGCAAUGGAAGGCGAUGAAGUUCAUCUUCUUCCACAUCUUUGA
Arabis nemorensis is the source of this 1203-nucleotide messenger RNA. NCBI's taxonomy places the organism in Eukaryota, Viridiplantae, Streptophyta, Magnoliopsida, Brassicales, Brassicaceae. The record is from the annotation of a GenBank genome assembly.